AUCUUGUUUCUGUUUAAAUCUAGUCUCACAGUUUUCUGUGAUGGUUAUGUCAGGAGUAGGGUUAGGCCAUAUAAAAUAUUACUAACCUGAUAUAAAAAACAUGGGAGUCUGUAAGAUGUGCUCAAAAAUAGAGUGAAACCAGUGUGAUGUGAUGUGAUAUUUUCUGCUUUCAAGGACCGAAGACAAACGUAUUGAAGUAAAUGUAAAUGUCUAAAUAUCGGUUGGACGAAAAGCGUUGCCUAACUACAAAAAAAUUAUUUCAAAGGGGGAACCCUUGUUCGCUUGAUCCGAUCCUAUACGGACAUUUGUAAUGAAGAACUCGUUAGCUAUAAUAGAAAUAGUGGGUAGAAAGGCAGCAGGAACCGAGUAGGGCUGUCAAAACGACGGGUCUUGAAAUCAUCUCUAAAUAGGCAGGCAUGAUUAGUAGCUAAAAAUGUAUUUUAAAUUAAACCGGUUUUUAAGUUUCUAAAUUACAACACUCGGCUACAAAUAAUCGUCCAGGCCACUGCAGAAGUAGCACAUCUUCACGUGAUACAGGUUGCUUUUCUCAUCGCUUCUCGCAAUGGACCAAGCACAGUUGUUAUUGUUUACUCUGAAUGAGGCAUUAAUGUUGUUGGUUGACAUUUGCAAUUUAUGACAGAAUCCUUUCAAUUGAAAAAUCUUUAAUUAUUUUAUUUUAUUAUAUGAUAGUGUUUUUAGGGUUCAAAUAUCCCCAGCGGCACAAAAACAAUCAUUGAGAUUUAAAUGCGUUUCAAUGUGGCAUUCGGCUUUUGAGCCGCCAGGCGCCCCCUAGAGGAAAACAACUUCUAAGCAUAAGACGUGUCGGUUUCCAGUCGUGUCUGUGAUGCGAGGGCCAGUGCGUUGGGUGUUAUGGGAUGUGAAGGACACCCUGUUAAAGGUCCGCCGCUCGGUUGGAGAGCAGUACUGCCUCGAAGCAGAGAGAGCAGGACUCAAGGUGCCAGCUGCUCAGCUAGAAACUGCUUUCAGACAGACUUACCGGCAGCAAUUACGCCUAUUUCCCAACUAUGGCAGAGCUGUGGGCAUGAACAGCCAGGUGUGGUGGACUGGACUAGUGAGGGACACUUUUGCCCAGUGUGCGGUAGAUGACCCUGCUUUACUGGACAGUCUAGCCCACAACCUUUAUCACAACUUUUGUGGACCAGAAAACUGGGAGGUGUUUCCUGAUUCUAAUAGCACCCUCAAGUUCUGCACCGCUUUAGGACUCGAGCAAGGCGUAGUCUCCAACUUCGACAAGCGUUUGGAAGGGAUCCUGAGGGGAUGUGGACUUCUCAAUCACUUCUCAUUUCUGCUGACCUCAGAAGAUGCUGGGGUUGCUAAACCAGACCCUGCCAUUUUUAUCCAGGCACUGGUACGGUGUGGUGUUCCAGCCUCCAGUGUAGUUCACGUUGGGGACCAUUUUGUGAAGGACUACCUGACCUCACACUCAUUGGGUAUUAGAGGUUACCUGCUUGACAGACAAGACUGUCACGGGCACCUUGAUGUUCCUCCACAGCAUAGAUUACAGAGCCUAGAUGAACUACCAGCUCGAUUAAAACAGGAUGCAGACUGAAGAGUGCACACAUUUUAUCCAGUGCAGCUGAUGAUUAUGUAAUGUUGCUGCAGGGUUAAACACAUUUUAAAUGGACCAUAUUUUUUCCCAGAUGCACGUUUUAUUUGAUGAAACGAGACGUAAGCUGAAACAUCAAUGUGGGACAGGAAAACAAAAAAAUCAUGUUCUUUUAAAAGUUAAGAUUUAAUAAAACCGUAAUUGCCAAUACAUUAUUUUAUUGUUAAUCUGCCAAUAAAUUAUAUAUUGUUUGUGAAAAUUGUCAGAUUGUUACCAGUCAUUUGUAGAUAUAGCAUCUGGUAAAAUACUGGUCAGAUAUAGUCCCCAAAUAUAAAGGUUUGACUGAUGGUCUCAGUUACACUCUCUCUCUCGCUCUAUGAAGAGUUUAUUUGCUAAAUUUUCUUAUCAAAACAUGAGUUUUGAAAAUUCUUAAAAAUUGAUGUUUUUGCAAAUGUACUCUUCAUAUAAAGAAAUUAACAAUCAAUUGUUUAGUGAUAAAUUGGCAAAUAAUAACUCGAUUACGACUUGUAUAUAGAUUAUUAAAUAAAUUAACCUAUAGUUAAAGACAAAAACGCAUUAAAACACAUUAAAUGUCUUGUAAUAGACUAUGAGGGACAUUGUUACUUUAAGUUGGUGUGACAGUUGAACUUUUAAACAUUGUUGAACAUUUUCAUGAUAUGACUGAUAACAUCAGCUGAAAAGCAAACAAAAUUAUUUAUAUAAUAUAAUUGUUGUUGUUUUUUUUUUUGUACGGAUCAGAAUAUAAUUUUUUCAGUGAAAUAGUUCAAGACAAUAAUAUUAAAAACAAUAGGGGCAGUUUCUGUAGAGAGCUGAUAUCAUUGUUUCAGCGCAGAGGCUGCUGUGGAUAGAUGGUGAAGGAGAUCACAUAACCCUCUUAUUCCUUCCCAUCUGCUUCAGCAGAUACCAGCUAUGGUUUGAUAUUAAAAAGAACUGGGGCAAAAAUGAGAAUGGCAAAAAUACAAUAAGAUGAUGAUAAUGCUCUUCAAUUAUUGUGGAAUUUCCAUAAGAUGAGAAGAUUUUGAAAUGAGGGCAAACACCAGCAGGACAGAGACGGUGAAUAUUGUCCCCGUACAGAGUCGCUGUUUCCUGCUUGUUUCCUCAGGUGAUGUUCACAUAAUCGACACUAGAAUACAUCCGCUCUUUUGUGGUAUCUCGCUGCUCCAUAAGUGUAUUGUGUAUAUUGCUGGAGUUCCCUAAGCAGAGCUCUUAAAACAAAGCUGGCUUUGGAGGAUCAGCCAGUCGGCUAUGAGGGGCUGUGCUGCAAUC
Molecule: messenger RNA, 2854 nt
Organism: Carassius auratus (goldfish)
Lineage: Eukaryota; Metazoa; Chordata; Actinopteri; Cypriniformes; Cyprinidae
Product: haloacid dehalogenase-like hydrolase domain-containing protein 3
Exons: 3
Coding region: 845-1570 (241 amino acids)
Cellular component (GO): nucleus
Source: RefSeq, a predicted model, not a curated record